AUGUACGACCAGCACGUCGGCAUCACCUGCCACUUUUGCCGCCAGAAGAAGCUCUGCGGCGAGGAGGGCUGCCCCCGCUGCAGCCGCCGCAGCGCGACCGCGGACUGCAUCGGCAAGACCGAGUGCGGCAAGUGCCACAGCGCCACGGGGCGCUUCUGCCGCGCCUGCCUGCUGCUGCGCUACGGCCAGACCAUGGAGGAGGCCAUGGCCCAAAUGAAGGCCGGCACGUGGCUCUGCCCCCACUGCUACGAGCACGAGCACCCCUCAGAGGGCUGGAUGUGCAACAGCUCCAUCUGCAUGAAGCGCCGCGGCUUUGCGCCCACGGGCAUAGCCAUCUACGACGCCCAGAAGAGGGGCUUCCAGUCGGUGGCCCACUGGCUGCAGGCCCAACUGAAGAAGCGCGGCGAGGGCGGCGCAUCCAGCAGCGGCGUUUUGGACGCCGGGGCGCCGGCGGCGGCGGCGAAGGAGGGCGACCGGGCGGCCGCCGGGGGCGAGCGCAAGCGCGGGCGGCCGCGGAAGGAUCCGGUGCUCGCGGCGGCAGGCAAGGGCGCCGGCAAGGGCGCCGCGGCGGCGGGCGGCGCGGAGGGCGACCAGGCAGACCCAGACGACGGGCAGCGCCGCACCCGCGCGCGCGCCUCGGCGGCUGCGGCGGCAGUGGUGGCAGUGCAACUGAAAUCAAAGGGGCAGAAGGCGGCCGCAGCAGCUGACAAGGACACGGCGCCGGCCAAGGACGCGGGCCCCAAGGCCGCCAGGAAGGCCGCCGCGCCCAAGGCGGCGCGGGCGGCAGCGGCGGGCCCGAAAAAGGGCGGCAGCGGGGCGGAGGCGCUGUCCAGCCGCGAGGGGUCGAGCGAGCCGUUUGCGCCCCCGACGCCGGCCAAGCCCGAGUUGGCGGAGGCCAACAAAGGCGCGGGCCCGAGGCGCGCCCUCCGGCCGCGCCGCGUCUAG
Monoraphidium neglectum is the source of this 945-nucleotide messenger RNA. RefSeq lists its product as hypothetical. Gene Ontology annotation, biological process: regulation of DNA-templated transcription. The transcript is spliced from 4 exons. The coding region runs from base 1 to 945 and encodes 314 amino acids. Gene Ontology annotation, cellular component: nucleus. The record is from RefSeq and is a predicted model, not a curated record. NCBI's taxonomy places the organism in Eukaryota, Viridiplantae, Chlorophyta, Chlorophyceae, Sphaeropleales, Selenastraceae.